Messenger RNA from Rhinichthys klamathensis goyatoka, 3911 nucleotides. Its product is annotated as mastermind-like protein 2. The record is from RefSeq and is a predicted model, not a curated record. The transcript has 6 exons. Bases 331 to 3087 code for a protein of 918 amino acids. Lineage: Eukaryota; Metazoa; Chordata; Actinopteri; Cypriniformes; Leuciscidae. Gene Ontology annotation, biological process: Notch signaling pathway; positive regulation of transcription of Notch receptor target. Gene Ontology annotation, molecular function: transcription coactivator activity. Gene Ontology annotation, cellular component: nucleoplasm; nuclear speck.
CAAUGAGAGUCUGUAUUCAGCUGCGGUAAGCCAGCCUCUCCGGACUAACCCCGUACGCGCUCGGACUGCUGACAAUCCACUGCGCGGAUAACGCGCCGCGACUCCAGUUUUAUUCAGUUUGUUUGGGAAUCACCACAAGGAACCGUAAACAGCGUUUAAGAUGACAAUGAUGGAAAGUGCCUGUACACUGCCUGAACUCCCCCGAAGUUCGCGGAUUUCUAUCGUCAAGUAAAUGGAUUAUAAUUGCGUGUAUUAUUUGUCCGCUGACACGGGACCUUUGGUUAUAGCCAUAUGUGCGUUCAGGGUUAACGGAGAGGGGAACUAAAGGUCAUGGGAGAGGCAGCUCCGACUCAGGCCACCCCAAGUGGUUUUGCACCCAUGUUGGGCGUCGGGAUGGGAGGAUCAAUCACACCAAUCGCCACUUCAAGAGGAUCGGCCGUUCCUCAGCUCCACAGUGCCAUAGUGGAGCGCUUGCGUGCCAGAAUAGAACUUUGUCGGCGGCAUCACUCCACUUGUGAGGACCGCUAUGAGCGUGGUCUGGCGGAAAAUUCGGACCGGGAACACGAGAACACACUGCAGCUCUUAAACAUCGUCCAUCAGGGCCCCGGGAACAGGAAGACCAAGGGCAGUAGGUCGGCCUCUCAGCAUCCUCCUGAAUACAGCAGAGUGAAUGGGGAACAUAAAGGCCACAGCUCGUCGGAGGCAGAAUCCAAAAUUUCUUCGCAAAUAGCACAAGGACUUAGGAGAAAGAUUGAAGCACAGUCUCCUGGAUAUACACCCAAGCAGAAUGGCCUCUCCUGUGGAGCGUCAGGAUCCGACUUCAAGCGCCUUCGCAUGGAGCCCAGCUCUUUUCGACCUGGAUCCUGUGCUUUAGCUUCAGGGCAGACUCAAAGAUUGGUUGGGGAUGCCACCCAGGGUAACAUCCUUCGAAGAAAGGACACCUUCAUGAUGCCUCAUGGAGUUGGCAGUGAUUUAUUCAACAUAACUCUAAGGGAUAUAAAGAAGGAACCGAUUGAGGUUCAGACCUGUGGCCAGUCGUCCACAGAUCAUGCCCCAUUGAUGUUUGACUUCAAAGAUGAAGUAAGCGAACAGAUUGACCCAGAGCUCCAGGACUUGUUCGAUGAGCUCACCAAGAACGUGCCAUCACUCAACGAUCUAGAGCUAGAGAAGAUGCUAAAGCAAGAUGACUUUGGUCUGGAUCUGGGCCGACCCAGUUCAGCUGGUGCAGCUCCUCCAUGUAUUCACCUGGACAAGCCAAUCAAGACAGAGUACUUACCAGAUUUUAGCCAGACAGCUGGAGGCUCUCAACAACUAAGACCAGCCUCUGCUGGACCUUCGUUUUCUAUGGCCAAUGCAACUUUAUCCACCUCAACCAUCACUUCAGGGCACCAUGGACAGGUACCUACUGGGGGUCCAUCUCGAGGUCUUCCAACAUGGCCUGAGAUGUCACAUGCUGAACAGUUGAAGCAAAUGGCUGCUAACCAACAGCAGCCCAGCCCUAUGCUUCACAACCACCAGCAGAGUCAAGCAGGAGGGGUUAGGAACUGGUCUUCCGCAUUAGGUGUUCACCAAACUCCUGGCUCUUUCAAUCAGGAGACUCUUCCUGGCAAUGCUUCCCUUUCUCAGCAGAGACUUAACGCUCAAAGUGCGGGUCAGGCCAAAGGCAUGUCCAACUGUUUUCUCAAGCCCAAUGGAUUCAACCCUUCCCAUCACAUCGACACAAAGGUUCUCAGCAGUAAGCCCCUGUUGCAUUUCAGCCCUAAAGCACCACCUUCCACCACGGGCAAACAAAUGCCCAUCAUGGCUGUUCCACCUAACAAAACAACCAUACAACAGCAGCCGUCUACUGCAGGCCAGGGCAUGCACUUUCAGAACUGCCAGCUGCCCAUGCAGUCAUCUCCCUGCUUACAAACUAAGCCUUUAAUUCAAAGGCCUCAACUCAAUCCGCAUGGUGCUGGAAUCGGUUUCAAAAUGGCACAGCAGAGACAGGGAAUAUCACCAGGACCUCGUGUACCAGCGAAUGGGCGUCCUGCAGAUAUAACAGGCCAGGCUCAACAGCAGAGGCCACCAGUUCUCAGCUCUCAACAGAAGAACCCAGGCCAAGACCAGAACAUUCAACGACAACUGGGCCAACCGCAACACAACAUCGCUGAUACAGAGAAACUGAGCGCGCAGGAUCAGUUCAGUCGUCAUCUAACACGACCUCCACCAGACUACAAACACCCACGCAAUGGAGUUGGAGCUCAACAGCCUGGCUUAUACUCAGGCAAUGGCUCAGACCAAAAUGACAUCCAACCUUUAUCACGCCACCUGCCCAGUGGACAGGGUACUAAGAUGGUGCCCUCCUCAGGGGAGAGAAGAUUUCCGCUUGGACAAGACCCCAAUUCAGGACCCACAGGUGCUCAAGCUUGUGCAAACCAGCUACGGCAGCAACCCAGCGGCCUGAUCCGAAUGGUGCAUCAGCAAAACAAGCCUCAGUUCCAUGGGACUAACAACCAGGGGGCCACUUUUCGAUCAAGCACUGUGAGGACCAGCAUCGGUCAAGACUCCCUGCUGGGGCAAAGACUGGGUGACAUGAGCACCAAUACCAGCAGGAUGGACUCUGCUUUGAGCUGGGCAACCAGUGCCAAACAGAGUGGAGCUCUACCAGGACUAGAUGUCAAAAGGCUCCCCAAUACAGUGAUCCCACAAAGUGACAUUAAUUUUCCUCCGAGGUCUAUUUGCCCACCUAACCAGGUGGCACCUCAUUCUAGCCUGCUACCCAUAAACCCUGCGAUCAGAAGCUCUGCUCCCAGAUCCAGUCAGCCUAGAAUACCCCCACUACCUGGAGUGACUUGCCUGACCCAGUCCUCCCCCGAACAGCAGGGUUGCCCGACCACAUUUGGAGGGCUGAGCCAAAGCUCAGCAACUUAUCAGAACAACCGAGCAGGCCGGUUGACCUUUGACUUCCUACCGGAGGAUGAUAACACGGUACCAGGGUUAAACGCAGACUCUGAUUUCAUCGACUCCCUGCUUAAAUCAGGUUCGAGCAAUGAUGACUGGAUGAAAGACAUCAACCUGGAGGAAAUACUAGGCGGACAUUCGUAAAAAGAACAGACUCAAAGCAUGAGAAUUAUGUUCAAAAUGUCUGUAUUAGGAGCCUGAUGUGAAAGGCCUGUUAAAAUAUUUUAUUAUCCUUGUAUUUGAGUGGAAAACAAAUGUAUUAUAUGUACUAGUAUAUUGUUGGGUCGUUUCUUCAUAUCUUCUACUAACAUGUUGUAAAGUUUCACGUUCAUUGCUUCAGUGUUUUUUUUUUUUUUUUUUUUUUAAAUCAACCACACACUACCCCCUAUAUUCAUAUCAGUUGUUAUUAAAAUGCUGUGAGAUUUCUGUUAGAGCUUUUGUUACUCCAUUAGCAGAGAUUAAUGUAAAAUAAAUGCCAUAAUGGAGCCAUCGGUCAUGCCAUCGACACUUAACAAGCAGGCCGUUUGAAAUGAUCGAUACUUUGCUUAAUCUGGCUCUUAUAGUUCAAGGUUAUACACCUUAAAUAUUUGGCAUUUAAAAUACUAUUGUGUGAAAUGAAACGUUCAGAUCUGUUUUGACUAUCCAUUCUCAAAUUACAUAUCAACGGGUAUUGAAAAAGAGCCAUUUAUGUAUAAUUUUAUUACAUACCUAAAAGAGUAAAAUCUGUAAAGGGAAUAAACAUAUGCUUAGAAUGUUAGAUGUUGUUAACUGAUAAAGUCAACCUUAUUUAGAAAGACACAGCGAGUUUUGAAAGUUCUUAUUGGUAAUAUUGUAUUUGUACAUCUGUAUCUGUUAUAUGAAAGAUAUUUUUUCUAUUUGUUUUCUAUAAUGCACUAUAAUUCUGUCAUAAGUGUAUAUCAUAUUGUCAACUUAGCCUUUGAUAAUAAACUACAUCAAAGAAGAACAUU